UGGACGCCCCCCCCCUCACACCGACUGUAGAAGGCUGCAGAGCUGCACCGCGGACGGGAGGGAGACACUUUGACCAGCACCGAGCAGCGGGACAGCGUGUCUUGCCUUUUUCUUUUGGAAGAACUACUUCGGGAUUUCGGCGCACGCCUGAAACCUGUGAGCGCGGAGGACGCCUUGUCGGCUCAGCAUGACAUCUCUGAUGAACUCCGCGUGCCUCUUCUUCUUGCCUGUUGCUCUGCUUCUAAUGCAGAGCCCGUGCCCUGUUGCUGCAUCGUCAGCCAGAAGGUGUCACUCCAUCUAUAAGGGUUUUGCUCAGUGUCUGAUGGCUCUGGGCGACAGUCUCACGGACAGCGCCCGCAAGAAUGAAGACACACAUGAGAUACACUCCAUCUGCAGGUCGUGGGAUGAGUUCCAUGACUGUGCCAACGUGGCGAUGGCCGGCUGUCCGGAUGAAGCAGCAGCUGUCUGGGAAUCUCUCCGCCAGGAAUCCAAAAAGAUGCAGUUCUCCGGAAACCUCUACGACAUGUGCUCCAACCGCAACAACUACCCAGUGGCCUCAGUCUCCCCGCACGGCUCUCCCAACCAGGAAGAGAUCAGCCAGGAGUCUCUAAGGGGGUGCGCUGACCAUCUGGCAGGCUGCCUCCACCUUCUCAUGCUCCUGUCUCCUCUGCUCCUGCUGUGGUUUUGGAUAUAGCUACCCCCAAAGAAACGGGACUGGUGUAAAUGGAUAUAAACUUUUGUGUACAUUUUCUUCCACAAGUCUACAGACUUUCCUGUUUUUUCUCCCUGUCUGCUCUGCCAGGGGUUGAAUAUUUCUAGGUGCAUGUUCAGAGGCCUGAAAGUCUUUUUUUGAUAAUUAUAUCUUUAAACUGCCUGUGCAUCAUGCAUAUUAUCUGCAUUUUAAUUAGUCUCUCUGUUUAAAACACACACAAUUCAUACAGACACUCAAACACUGUACAAACAGACCUGCAAACACAUACAUAGUUAAACAGAAACAUACAGCAGUCUCAUGCCAUCUGGCUUUAUCCCCUUUCCCCCUACGUCUAGUUAAUAGGAGCUUGUUUUUGAAGGUUCAAGGGGGAGUUAAGCUUCCCAAGAGGAAUAAGAGAGACAUAAUAACAAAUAAUACUGUCCUUCUUGAUAAACCUGAAAAACUAAGUGAUGAGGAGACCACAUGUCACGACCAGCUUAACUCAUGCUUUCAUCAGCUUUACAGCAUGAAGCAUUUGAUAGUUAUGUAAAUCUAACAAACAUGGCUUGCUCUUGUACCUAAAUUGCAGUUUGACUCAAGUUCUCCGAUUGGCUAACUUUGCAUUUCUUAUUCCCUUCUCGUCUCUGAAAGC
Etheostoma cragini (Arkansas darter) is the source of this 1343-nucleotide messenger RNA. It is a transcript of the gene nrn1la, whose product is annotated as neuritin 1-like a. Gene Ontology annotation, biological process: neuron projection extension; nervous system development. Bases 188 to 694 code for a protein of 168 amino acids. The record is from RefSeq and is a predicted model, not a curated record. NCBI's taxonomy places the organism in Eukaryota, Metazoa, Chordata, Actinopteri, Perciformes, Percidae. The transcript has 3 exons. Gene Ontology annotation, cellular component: plasma membrane.